Apaloderma vittatum (bar-tailed trogon) is the source of this 1483-nucleotide messenger RNA. RefSeq names its product dihydropyrimidinase-related protein 4-like. The transcript has 12 exons. The annotation marks the transcript as partial. Gene Ontology annotation, molecular function: hydrolase activity, acting on carbon-nitrogen (but not peptide) bonds, in cyclic amides. Lineage: Eukaryota; Metazoa; Chordata; Aves; Trogoniformes; Trogonidae. Gene Ontology annotation, cellular component: cytosol; cytoplasm. The record is from RefSeq and is a predicted model, not a curated record.
AGUGAGCAACUUCUAAUCAAAGGAGGAAAAAUUGUCAACGAUGAUCAGUCAUUUUAUGCAGAUGUUUAUGUGGAAGACGGCCUAAUAAAACAAAUUGGAGAAAACCUGAUUGUUCCCAGUGAUGUAAGGAUCAUCGAUGCCUACAACCAGCUCGUCAUGCCAGGAGGGAUAGAUGUCCACACCAGACUGCAGAUGCCUGUCAUGGGGAUGACCUCGGCCGAUGACUUCUACCAAGGCACAAAGGCAGCCCUGGCAGGAGGCACCACGAUGAUCAUUGACCACGUCUGCGCGGACACUGGAACCAGUCUCCUGGCCGCCUACGAGCAGUGGCGCGGCGCCGCCGACGGCCAAGCCUGCUGUGACUACUCGCUGCACGUGGACAUCCCGCGCUGGCACGAGAGCCUGAAGGAGGAGCUGGAGGCUCUGGUGAAGGACAAGGGUGUGAACUCCUUCCUGGUUUUCAUGGCCUACAAGGACAAGCUGCAGUGCAGCGAUGCCCAGAUGUACGAAAUAUUCUGCAUUAUCCGUGACCUGGGGGCCAUCGCGCAAGUGCACGCUGAGAACGGAGACAUCAUCGAUGAGGAGCAGAAGAGGCUGCUGGAACUCGGGAUUACGGGGCCGGAGGGGCACGUCCUCAGCCGCCCUGAGGAGGUGGAGGCGGAGGCGGUGUACCGCGCGAUUACCAUCGCGAAGCAAGCCAACUGCCCCUUGUACGUCACCAAAAUAAUGAGCAGAGGCGCGGCAGAUGUCUUGGCCCAAGCCAAGAGGAAAGGCACGGUGGUGUACGGGGAGCCCAUCACCGCCAGCCUGGGCACCGACGGCUCGCACUACUGGAGUAAAAACUGGGCCAAAGCUGCUGCCUUUGUCACGUCUCCCCCUGUCAGCCCGGACCCCACCACACCGGAUCAUCUCACCUCCCUCUUGUCCUGCGGGGACCUGCAGGUUGCGGGCAGCGCUCACUGCACCUUCACCACCGCGCAGAAGGCUGUGGGGAAGGACAACUUCACCCUCAUCCCCGAGGGGACCAACGGCGUCGAGGAGCGGAUGUCGAUGGUCUGGGAGAAGUGCGUGGUCCCCGGGAAGAUGGACGAGAACGGGUUUGUGGCCGUGACCAGCACCAACGCUGCCAAGAUCUUCAACUGCUACCCCAGGAAGGGGCGCGUCGCCGUGGGUGCCGACGCCGACUUGGUGGUGUGGAACCCCAAGGCUACUAAAAUCAUCUCGGCAAAAACCCACAAUUUGAAUGUGGAGUACAACAUCUUUGAAGGCACGGAGUGCCACGGCGUUCCCACUGUGGUCAUCAGUCAGGGAAGAGUUGUUCUUGAGGGUGGGAGCCUGUGUGUCACCCAGGGCUCCGGGCGCUUCAUUCCGAGAAAGACCUUCCCCGAUUUUGUUUACAAGAGGAUAAAGGCAAGAAACAGGCUUGGGCAGGCGUCUGGUCUGUCCAGGGGGGUGCAGUGUGCCCCAAGCCCGGGGCAGAAGG